Messenger RNA from Etheostoma cragini (Arkansas darter), 1561 nucleotides. RefSeq names its product myocyte-specific enhancer factor 2D homolog. Lineage: Eukaryota; Metazoa; Chordata; Actinopteri; Perciformes; Percidae. Bases 6 to 1157 code for a protein of 383 amino acids. The transcript has 8 exons. The record is from RefSeq and is a predicted model, not a curated record.
CCGUGAUGUGUUGUGUUCUAGGAGCUCUGUUAGGAGACAUGGGGAACUCAAACGGAGCGUGCCCGAGUCCAGUCCCUAAUGGCUACAUCAGUGCCAGGGCCUCCCCGGGCCUGCUCUCCGUCUCCAACGGCAACAGCCUGGGGAAAGUAGUCCCGGCUAAGUCUCCGCCUCCGCACAGCCCUCAGAUGGUCAACAGCCGCAAGCCGGACCUGAGGGUCAUCACCUCGCAGAGCGGCAAGAGCCUCAUGCAGCUGACAGAGGAAGAGCUGGAGUUGAAUGCUCAGCGGCUAGGUGGCUCCCAGGUGGUGCAGUCACUCACCACGCCAGUGGUCUCCGUGGCAACACCCAGUCUCCUGGCGCCCUUCUCUGGCAUGCAGACGGCCUACAACACUGAGUACCAGCUGACGAGCGCUGAUCUCACGGCGCUCCAGACGUUCACGCCGCCAGGGCUGGUGCCUGGCAACAUGGCUGCCUGGCAACAGCAACAGCAACCCACAGUCUCCCAGCAACAGCAGCAGCAACAGCAGCAACAGCAGCAGCAACAGCAGCAACAGUCCCAGCAGCUGAGCCUGGCGUCGCUCAGUAACUUGGUCAUGUGGGGUGCAGAGAAACAGAAUGCAGAGAUGGUUAACUGCAUCUCCAAUUUUGCUGCUAACCUGAGCUUGGCCUCUCAGUCCAACUUGCUCUUUGGCAGGGAGGACGGCCUCUGCUGGCCGGUGGGUCAUAUACCUCAGGGCGCCGCGCUGACCGUCAACACAAACCCCAACAUCAACAUAAAGUCUGAACCCGUCUCCCCAAACCGCGACCGCAGCACCCCUAGCUCCACCUGCGGCACCGGGGGAGGGGGAGGCGGGGGCGGAGGCGGACAGGGACAAGGUCUGGUGUCAGUGGCCUACCCUGGAACCCUGCAUCUGGAAGCGGGCGGCCAAGGCCGCUCGCCGGUCAACAGCCUCAGCAGCAACGGCAGCUCGUACGAGGGCAGCGACCGGGACGACGGCGCCCAGGGGCGAGGCGGCGGAGUUCCGGACUUCAUCCACCAGGCCGGCGCCGGGGGCCAGCAGCCCACCAUGGUCCUCCUGCGGCCCUCGUCGGCCGAGCCCCAGGAGCAGGACGGGACCAACGUCAAGAGGAUGAGACUGGAUACCUGGGUCACAUGAAGAGACGAGCAGAGAGGGACGGACGGACGGACGGACGGACGGACGGACGGACGGACAGAUGGAGGAUGGAGAUGGAGAUGUGUACUUGUGGCUUGUGUACAUGCCCCCGUCAGCCCUAAUGCCCCUCAAUCUCCUUCUUCGUGCAUUCACACACACACACACACACACACAUAUAUAUAUAUAUAUAUAUAUAUAUAUACCCGCCAUCGACCCAGUUACCUUCUGUCCAAACAGGAAACGCUGACCUCACACACACACACACACACGUACGCACAGACACACCACGAGCAUGCUAACACACUGUCAUGUCAUCGCACAUGUGGAUACUGACACACUUGUAUGGCAAUGUGCAUACACAUUUGAACUCUAAUGUACUCACAGACACACACACACACACACACACA